AAUUCUAAUUCUAAUAGUACCCUAGUUUCAGUUUCAGUUUCAGUUACAAGGGUUUAUGUUAUGCUUCUGAAGCAACACAAACCAGUUAGCACGAAAACAGUAAAAUGGCUGCACGACCAACAAUUUGGGAUCAGCAGGAAAUUGAAGAUUGGGAAUACAAACUGCUCUCUACAACCUUGAGUUGGUCGUGCCUUUGGUACCAUUUUUCAAAUGGAUACCGCUCCCGAUGGCCGGCCUUGUCCUUCUCCUGCACAAGUUAAUAUUAAUAAUGCUGAGGAAAUAAGAGAUGGUCAUGGGAAUGAUGAGUUGAGGGACAAAGUUAAUAUUUAUAGCGCUGAUAAAGUAAGAGAUGGUGCAGUGAAUGUUGAGUCAAGGGACAAUCUUGCGUUAGUUGACAAUAAUACUGCACAAAGUCUGACGGGUGAAGAUAUAGAAGCCAUGAGAAGCUGUUAUACAAUUUUCGUCGACUUUUACCAACUGCCAUGAAAUUGGUUUAUUGGAUUUUUGAGCUGUGGCUAUUGAAUGAUUUCGAACUCGCUGGUCCAUGUCAUAUACGCAUUUUGCUCAUGUAUUGAGAUUAUUUGUUAUUGAAAGUCACUGCUGGUGAUUACCACUAAGAACAGAGAUUUCUAGAUGCUUUUGUCAAGUUUGAGCAAAUUCGGGCUCCAAGAGCAUGGUAAGAAAUAAAUUGUUUUUAUUGGUGUAAAUUUUGAUUAUGUAACGGAAAUGGUUGUGUUUUGGAGGAAAGUCUCUGUCACACGUUGGCGGAUAUGCUUUUGAAAUAUGAUUAAGAAGAUUUAGCAGUUUAUAUUAUUUUAAUCUGUCUGACUUUUGGCUUGUUAGGUAAUUGUGAGAACUGGACCAUAGAUUUCUUUGGUUUGACUUGUUAAUGUUUAAUUAUGUGCUUUAUAACAUGUUUUUAAAUAAACUAACAUAAUACUUGCAGGGGAAGUGUCUUAGCCUAUUUUCUCAUGAUGAUUUCUAACUUAUGAUUUCAACGGCCUUUUAAUAUUGCAUUUACGGACAAUUAAGGUGUAUUGUAUGAAAUAUUUUAAAUUUUGUUUUCUCCCUAAAUUUUAAGUUGUGUUAAAAGUUUUCACAUUUCGUUGUCUCAUUAUCUUUUUUUCCCCAUUUUAAUUCACUUGCCUUUAAUUGCUGUGUGCCUAUGAUGGUGUUAAAUAUACUCCGAGAUUCAUAUCUAUGAUAUAAACUUCGAUCUGAGGCACUAACUUUAUCUUCCUCGAUGAUUGGUAUAGUAUAGUGUUUUAAUGGUUUUGCUACACUACUUGUGGAGCUAAAGCUUCUGUUAUUUUGCCUAUUUUUAUUUUUUAUAUUUGUUAGCAUGAUAGAAUUGCAACGCUGAUGUUGUUGGUCUAAGUUACUGUGUGCGAAUGCAUGGCUAAGAUCUAGCUUCUGCUAUCUUGUGACUAUUUAAUGACCAUAAUUAGAGACUGUAAAUGUUUUAGUCGUACGCAGGUGACGAAAAAAAUAGACAGGGACAUCAGCACUCCAAAGGAGUAUGUUGACUUCGUCUUAUGGGAAUCUCUCUGAUGCGUGUUUUUUUUUUCGUAACUUUUGGUACGGAAGUAUUUGCAUGGGUUGUUUCGAGUUCCAUUAUACAAUUUGCAGGUGACGAUAACUUAGACAGGGACAUCAGUAAUUAUGCUAAGGAUGGUGAUUUGUUUUUGGGACUCUAAAUGAUGCGUAAUGAAUUUUCAUGAUACAGACGUAGAUUUUUAACCAAGUUAACUUUUGUUGAUCCAAUGUGUUCUAAAACCAAUAUUUAUCACUUUUAUUAACUGAUGAUGAAUUUUAUACAAAAAAUUAAUUUGGUAUAACCCCAUCUUGGGGUAGCGUGCUCUAAAUGUGUUGAUAAGUGUAUGUGUAAUAUUGAUAAUUGAUACUUCUAGUAUUGAGUUGGCCAAUGAUUUUGCACGUAUUAUCAGAUGUGUUUAUGAUGAUAUCUUAAUUGUCACUACCUUUGAGGCCAUCUUUUUGUUUGUUUUUUAUGUCAUUUUGAACACACUGGGUUUUGCUACGAAUUAGUUAUGUUUUAAUUAUUGAUUCUCUCUGUUGUGGGUUUAUUUAGUUGGUUUUUCCGUGUUGAUUUGUGUUUUUUGUUUUAUUACUUCCUAUUUAAUGAUAUUUGCUUAAAAAUUAAAUCAUUCUGAUGAAUGCAGCUGUUAUACGAUUUUCUUUGACUUUUACCAAUUGCCAUGGAAUUUUUUCAUUGGAUUUUUGAGCUUUGGCUAUUGAAUGAUCUCUAACUCGGUUGUCCAUGUUAUAUACGCAUUUUGCUCAUGUAUUGAGAUUAUGUUAUUGAAAGUCACUGUUGUUUCCAUCAAAAUAAUAGCUUCCUUGGCCUUGAAAUUUGAUUUUGUUGUCUGUAUUUUACAAGCCUGGUGAUUGCCCAUAAGAACGGAGAUUUGAAGAUGCUCUUGUCGAAGUUUGAUCAAAUUCGGGCUCCAAGAGCAUCUUAAGAAAUAAAAUGUUUAUAUAUUUGGUAAUGAAGGCUU
Molecule: messenger RNA, 2516 nt
Organism: Vigna radiata var. radiata (mung bean)
Lineage: Eukaryota; Viridiplantae; Streptophyta; Magnoliopsida; Fabales; Fabaceae
Exons: 3
Coding region: 211-486 (91 amino acids)
Source: RefSeq, a predicted model, not a curated record